UUCAUUAACGCUUGAUUAGAUUAGUGUCGGUAAAAAUCUUACUUAAGUGUUUAUUUAAGUAGUAAUUUCUAUGCAAAAUGAGUGAAGUUACAGUUUUAUACGAAGGAUAUUCCAAAAUGACCGGCAAAGAUCAAAUGACAGCCAACUGUAGCUGCACUUUAAUCACAGGCCCACACAAUGUUAUUGUUGAUACCAUGACCGCUUGGGACACUCAGAAAAUUACUACUGCCCUGCAGAAACACAAUGUGUCCCCGGAUGAUAUAAACUAUGUAGUGAGCACACAUGGUCACUCGGAUCACAUAGGAAAUAACAAUUUGUUCCUGAAUGCAAAACACAUAGUUGGCUUCAGUGUGUCUUUCAGAGAACAGUACUACAUGCAUCCAUUUGAUAAAGGGGUAGAGUAUACUAUAAAUGAUAGUGUUAAAGUUGUUCCAACCCCUGGGCAUACAUUGUCAUGUGUCACAGUGCUUGUCACAACUGCAGAGGGAAGAGUUAUAGCAAUGUGUGGUGACCUGUUUGAAAAUUAUGAAGACAUAGAUAAUCCAAAUGUUUGGCUGGAAGCUGGCAGCGAUGAUCCUGUGCAGCAAAUGAAGAACAGGCUCAAAGUUGUUGAGGUUGCAAAUUGGAUAAUUCCAGGACAUGGGGCAAAGUUUCAUGUCACUGAGCAAAUUAGGAACUCUUUGCGGAAACAGGCAGGUAAUGCACCAGUGUAGUUAGUCUUACGCUUUCAGUCAGUCUCGGUACAAAUUUAUUGACUGAAGUAGCAUGACAAAUACGAACGUUUCUGGGAAAAUAUGAUGAAAAACAAUUAUGCACUACAUCUGUAUAUACAUAACAUAAGUUUUUUAGUUUAUGUUGUAACCAAUAUUUGGAGAGUUUAUGGCAAGGGUAGAAACCCCUCACAUUCUAAGACAUUUGUAGUAUUGUAAAUAAACAAAUUUGAAAAAAAAAAAUCACGACAAUAAAUAAAACGAACCAAUCUCAAGUCACAUUUUAUUACACCUAUAAAUAUGUUAAAGGAGUGAAAUACCUUUAUACCCUUUAGCUGACAUAUAAUGCAUUAAGGUUCAUUUUAUACUGUCACAAAUAUGUGACAGUGAUAGGGUUAAUUUCACAUAACUUAAUAUGACAAAGAAACAAUGGGGUCAAAAACUGACAAUAGCUCAUUACAAAGAGCGCGUGGUAUGUGCAUAUACUACCUUCUUAAAUCCAUACACAAGAAAUUUGUUUUUAAAUUUGUAUCCUUACAUUUGAACCCAAGGAAGCUGUUAGAUAGGUCCUAUUCAAUAACAGCACAAUUCGUGUUGAGCUUUGCAUGUUCGACCUCAUUUGGUGGGUGUAACACUGGAUAACCGGCACCGGGGAACAUAAUAAAUAAUAAUAAUUUGCCAAUUUACCAAGUUGCAAAAACUGCACUUGCUGUCAAUAUGUGACACAAAAUGAAGAGAGUUGAUUAUACCAGGGCUCUCCAAACCCCGGACCGCGAAGCGUUCCAAUCCGGCCCGCCGACAGCGGUCCAAUGUGGCCCGCGGGAGCUAGGCUCCAGGUGUUCAGCCCUAACAGCAGCAACCAGAUACAAUCUCCCCCCUCGCUUCGCGCCGACUGGCCUGCGCGAAUAUUCCGAGGCGCAAUAUGGCCCUCAGGUAUAAAAGUUUGGAAACCCCUGGUUUAUACGAUUGUUUGUGCAACUGGGUAAAGUAGCAUUUGCAUAAUAAUAUGACAUUCAUAAUUUACAGACAGCUUUAAAUGCCUUAAUUACGAGAAAGUAUUUUUUAAUACCUAAUAACCGAAAUGCACACUAGCAAGCAACCAUUGGGAAGCAAAACACAAUAAGUAUUUAAAGUGUAUAUAAAGAAUAAAUUAUAUAUUUAAAAAUGGUUUUUCAAACCUUAACGAGAAGUUUAUAAAGUAUAAAUUAUUUACAUCAUAGUUACGUGAAUCGCUAGGAGAAUCGAAAAAUACAGGAAAUAGUUACAUUAAUGGUCAAAAACUAUGUCCUUAAACCAAUAACAAAAAUAAA
Messenger RNA from Cydia fagiglandana, 2020 nucleotides. Its product is annotated as metallo-beta-lactamase domain-containing protein 1. Lineage: Eukaryota; Metazoa; Arthropoda; Insecta; Lepidoptera; Tortricidae. The record is from RefSeq and is a predicted model, not a curated record. The transcript is spliced from 4 exons. Bases 78 to 713 code for a protein of 211 amino acids.